Molecule: messenger RNA, 693 nt
Organism: Ostertagia ostertagi
Lineage: Eukaryota; Metazoa; Nematoda; Chromadorea; Rhabditida; Trichostrongylidae
Source: the annotation of a GenBank genome assembly
AUGACCCGUGAUGAUCUGUUCAACACAAACGCCGGUAUUAUUCGCGACCUCGUCAAAGUUAUCGCUGUUGAAGCUCCCAAGGCUAUGAUUGCGGUCAUCACCAACCCAGUCAACUCAACAGUACCAAUUGCAUCUGAAGUUAUGAAGCAGCAUGGCGUAUACGAUAAGCGCCGCAUUUUCGGAGUCACUACCUUGGACGUGGUCCGUGCACAGGCCUUUGUCGCCGAGCUUAAGGGACUCGAUGCCUCGAAGACUGUUGUUCCUGUAGUGGGAGGCCAUGCUGGAACGACUAUUAUUCCCUUGCUUUCUCAGGUGACACCGAAAGUGAGCUUCACUGAUGAUGAAAUCAUGAAAUUGACGCCAAAGAUUCAAGAUGCCGGAACUGAGGUCGUUAAAGCCAAGGCUGGAGCGGGAUCUGCAACGUUAUCAAUGGCUGUGGCUGGAGCUCGAUUUGCCAAUGCUCUCGUUCGUGCAAUUAAGGGUGAUAAGAAUGUCAUGUGUGCUUACGUAGCAUCAGAUGCGGUGAAAGGUGUUGAGUACUUCUCCACUCCUUUGGAGCUUGGACCUAAUGGAGUAGAGAAGAUUCUUGGUGUUGGACAGGUGAGCAAAUUCGAGCAACAACUCAUCGACGCCUCCGUUGAAGAACUGAACAAAAACAUCAAGAAAGGUGUUACGUUCGCCAAAGGAAACUAA